CCUCCCCCUCCCCCCCCCCCCCCGCCUCCUGUGCAGCAUGUCGGGCUGGUACCGCCGCGCCUGCCGCCACUUCAGCGACCCCGAGGCCCUCCUGGCGGCGGCAGUAGCAGGACAGGACUACGGCGGCGGCGGAGGAGGCGGUGCUACUGCCGCCUCCCUGGGCGGUGCUGCCACCGGCAUGGCGGCUGCAGCCGCUGCUACAGCCGGCGGCGGUGCAGCUGCUACUGCUGCCGCUGCUACAGCCGGAUGUGGCGGUGGCGGCAGUAGCAGCUGGCUGCUGGCGCCGGGGCAUCUGCAGCUCAACGGGUCGGACUGGGCGCGGGCGUACGCGCGGACCAAGUACCUGUACGAAGCCACGUACGGCGAGCUGUUUGACCCGCCGCACACGCAAUACGUGUCGCUGUGUGUGCCGCACCCCCUGGCCGCGCCCGCCAGCGACCUCGCCCCCCUUCUAGAGCUGUUGGAGCUCAGGAGGCCCAGGCGGCAGGGCCCCUGGCCGGUGCGCAUGCUACUGCCCGACUGGGUGGACGCCGCAGCUGCUACUGCCGCCGCAGCCGCUGCAGCGGCGACAGAGGGUGGAGAUGCUACAGCCAGCGAUGACGACGAGGCGGAAGCGGAGGCGCUGGCUGUAGCAGGUGGCGCCGGUGGAUCCGAUGAGCACGAGGAUUCGGAUCCGGAUUCUGACGAUGGCGAGGGGCGGCGUGCGGGUAUCCGGCUGCAGCGGGGCCGCAACAGCGGCAUUCGCGGCCGCCCCCACCAUCACCACCACCCACAUCACCAGCACCAAAACCACCAUGACCAUGGGCACCACCACCACCAACAGCAACAGCAGCAGCAGCACCAACAGCAUCCCGGAUCCAGCGGCGGCGGUGGUGGCGGCGGCGGCAGCCGUGCAGGCUCCCACUCCUCGCCCCGCCACCCGCACCACCCGCACCUGCGAAUACAGCCCUCCCCCAGCCUGCCCUCGCUGCCCAAUGGCGGCGGUGGCGGCGGCGGUGGCAGUGGCGCAGCCGCCAGCGGCGCUAGUGCCAGCUACAGCCCUCGCUCAGGGCAGCAGCAGCACCCACACCAGCAGCCGCACCAGCACAGCAAGCGAAGGGAUGGGCCUGCCGCCGCUGCUGCUGCCACCAUUAGUAACGCGCUGGCGCUCGGCAGCACCAGCAUGACGGCGGCUGCAGCCGCGGCCGCUGCUACUGCCGCUGCUACAGCCGCUGCUACGGCCAGCGCCGCCGCUACAGCCGCCGCCACUGCCAGCCCGCUGCUACAGCCGCCGGGCUGCGUCAUGCUGCUGAUGGCCUCAACCACCACCAAGGCGGACGCGCUGGAGUCGCCCUACGACCCCCGGGUCGUGCGGCAGCCGCGGGCGGGCGCCCACGCGCUGUUCCUGGCGUGGCGCCUGGCGCGUGGCGUGCACGACCGGGCAGUGCGCACGGGUGUGUUUGAGGAGCAGGGCUGCUGCGGCUGCGCGCCCAACACCUUCACCCUCGCCUGGCCGGACCGCAGGCCCGUCAACUGCCUCAUAAACUUCGUCAAGCUGCGUCAGGGCUGGCUGCAGUUGGAGGGCCUCCCGCACGACAGCUCCCACCCCUACCUCCUGGACGUGACGUCUUUGUGGGACGAUGACACACUCGAGUUCCGGGCCGUACACACCGUCCCGUGGGCCGCUGCCGCCGCCGCCGCGCCGGGCCUUGCAGCUGGCGGCGCCGCCACUCUGUCUCUGCCCGCCUCGCCUGCUGGCACCGGCGGCACCGCCGCGGGGCCGGCGGCGACACCGGAGGAUGGAGGUGUGACUAGGGCUGUUGGCGAUGGCGGCGGUGGUGGCGGCGGCGGCGGCUGGGGAUGGGGCCGGGGAGGGACGCAAGACGACGUCGAGGCAAGGAUCUCCCACGGCGGCGGCGGCGGCGGCGGCGCCCGUAUCAGCGGCGGCGGCGGUCGGAUCAGUGGUGCCGGUGGCGGUGGUGGUCUGGUGGUGGCAGGCGCGGCGCGGCCGGUGCUGCGCGGCCGUACCCAGUCUAGCUAUGGUCAGUCUGGGUCAGGACAGUUGGAGCCGUCGGACCCGUUUGAUACUGCCGGCGGCGGGGGCGGCGGCGGGGGCGGCGGCGGGGGCGGCGGCGGCGGCGGGGGCGGCGGCGGCGGGCUUUGGCGGCGGACGACCGUCAGCGGCGUCGCUAGUGCUGGCGGUGGCGCCGCCGCCACGGCGGUGGGCUCGAGGCUGGGCGGCCACAGCCUCCGGCGGCGGCAGUUGGCGGAUGAUGAGCUGGACGACGUCGAGUGGCGCCGCCAGGCCACAACCAGCGGCGGUGGCGGCGCCGCCGCCGCCGGCACCGCCACUGCCAGGCACUCCAACGCUGGCCACGGUGGCGGCGGUGGCGGCGGCGCCUCCGCCGCCGAUCACGAUGCGUUGGACAGCCCGCCGCUGCGGCCCACGCCCGCCGCCGCCAUUUCACAGGCGGCGUGGCAGCAGGCGUCGCGCGCCGCCGCCGCCGCCGCGCUGGCAAAGGAGCGCAGCAGCCACCAGAGCCGCGGCAGCGUUCCUAGCCGCAAGGUGCUGCUGUCUAUGAUCGCAUUUGCAUCCAACGGCGGCGGCGGCGGCGGCGGCGGCGGCGGCGGCGGCGGGACCGGUGCCAUGACUGUGUCGUACAGCGGCGUGCCAGCUCUGCCAAUGCCGCCGCCAGGGUCAAAACCGGGCGGCGGCGCCGCCGCCGCUGUCGACACCGCAAGCUUCAAGACCAAGCUCAGCGGACUGCGCAUUCUGACUGGAGGAGCCUCCAGUGGAGCGGAGGUGACAGCGGCGGCUGCGGCGGCGGCGGAGGAGCCGGCGGGGUUUGUGCUUCCCGCUGGUGGUGGCGCCGCAUUCGGCGGCACGGCCCGCGGCGUGGCGGAGGGGACGGAGGUGGGCUCCGGGUCCCCAGUGUCCCCGGUGGGGAGCAGGGCGGUGGAGCUAACAAGGGCGACGUCAGCCGCUGCGGCAGCGGCAGUGGCGGCGGCAGCGGCGGCGGCAGCGGCGGCCGGAGACGGCGGCUUCAGCGGCGGCGCUGGCGGCGGCGGCGCCAGCCCUGGCCCGUCGGCGCAAUGGGCGCCGCCGCUGACGUCACCCAUCGGAAGCAUGCGGCGCUCAUCACUCAUGCUGAACGCCUCGAGUGCCGCCGGUGGCGGCGGUGGCGGCGGUGGCGGCGGCGGCGGCGGCAGCAGCGGCGGCGGCUCGCUGGCGCUGAGCCCCCGCGGGACCGGCGGCGGUGGCGGCGCCGCCGCCGUGGCUUUGGGUGCCAUUGCCGCCGCCGCCGCGACGCCUGAAGGCGGGCGCGGGAGUCAUGUCAACGGCAAUGGGCCCUGGUCUGGCGCAAUGCCGGCCUCUGCUCUUUUGGAUACCGACGCAGCCGCCUUCGCCGCCUCGCCCCGCGCGCUGCAGCGGCUGGGGUCCCUUCACGCCGCCGUGCGGCUGGCACGAACACAAUCCGCCGCACGCUUCGCCUCUUCCUCAAUCCAGCAGCCGAGCCCUCCGCCGCCAUACGCAACCGCGACGGCGGCGGCGGCUGGUGGAGCGGAUGGGCCGGGCGGUGGUGGUAGCAAUGUGAUGCGGGUCAGUGGCGGCGGCGGCGGCGGUGGAGCGGGGCCCUCGUCGCCGCAGCGUUUUCAGCAUAUGGCGGCGGAACAGCGGCUGAGAGUGGCAAGCAGUCCGCUGCGCUCCUCCCGAACAGGCGGGCUCGCCGCGCCGGGGUCAGCAGCCGCAGUCGGCACGGCUGCGAUGGCGGCGGCGGCGGCGGCGGCGGCGCAGCUUCCGUCGCCGGCCGGCCUCGCAGCUUCUCCUCCGCCGCCGCCGCCGGCAGUGCGUCGCUCCACGCACAGCGGCCUUUCGUCUCCCGCCGCCUCGAACCUUUCGUCUCCCGCACGCUACCCCGGCUCGACCAGCGGCUUCCACGGCGGCGGCGGCGGCCCCGGGUUUUCGGAACCGGGGGAUCUAUUCGCGGCGGCGGCGGCGGCACUCACCAUGCACCCGGGGAUAGAGCAGCUGCAACUCCUCAGCCCGGGCUCGGGAUCGGGAUCUGGGGGUUCACCAAGGGCCGCGCCCCCCGUGCCACGGUCGGGGGGUCGGGGGCCCAGCGUGGAUGGCGUUGUCGCUGGCGGCGGUGGUGUUGGCGGCGGUGGCGGCGGUGGCGGCGGUGGUGGCGGCGGCGCGCCCGGCGGCGGCGGCGGGAGGUCAAGACUCGCCACCUCUUCCAUGCCGCACCCGGCGUAUGCGGCGGUGACGGCGGCGGCUCCCGCGGCCGGGGCAGAGACCGGCGAGGGAGCGGCGGUCGUCGCGGUGACGGCGGCGGCGGCGGCAGCGGCGGCGGCGGCGGCGCACGCGGCCUCCCGGACGUCUGUGAGCGUGGGCGUGGUGGAGUGUGAGGGGGAGGGGGAGGAGGCGGGUGUAGACGCGGGUACGGCACUGGUGGCGGCGAUUGUACGGCACCCAUACGACGCGCUGCCUGGCUUCACGCCGGGGCGCGGCGUCACCACGCCCGAGCAGGCCGAGGCGUUCCUGCCCGAGGCUUCGGGCUGGCAGGAGGCGCUGCAGGAGCUGUUGUGCCUGCAGGACACGUACGGAGGAGUGUACGGUACGGUGUACGGCCGCGGCUUACGUAACGCGCGGCGGCGCCAGCAGCUGCGCGCCCUGGCAGACGGAACAAUGGAGUCAGCCAUGGCGGCGGCGGCGGAAGCCGCCGGCGCAGCCGCCGCCAUGGCCGCCGCCGACGGCGGCGGCGGCGGCGGCAAGGGCAAGGGCCCCGCGGCCGCGCGUAGCCCGGCGGCAGUCGCGGCGGCGGCGGCGGACGCGGCGGAGGAGGACGCGGCGAGUGUGCCAUGCACAGUGCUGACGUGGGCGCAGGUUCGGGCAUGGGGGCGUGCCGUGUUUUGGUACCCCUGCGGCAAGCCCCUGGCCUCCUGCUGGUCCGCCCUGGAGCCGCACAGCCGCCGUACACUUGCCGUAUGUACCUUUAUCAUCCCUGUUGUACCCAUCUUGGUCAUCCUGAUGGGAGCCGCCGCCGCCGCCGCGCUCGCCGUACUUGCCGUGCCGCUGCUCAUCGCCGGUGCCGUACUCGUAACCGCUGACGUCAUCGAUAACGGCUGCUGGAGCUGCGUACGGCGGCGGCUGUGCUGUCUGGUGUCGUACAUUGGUCCGGUACCGCAGUCUGACUCGGUGGAGGAGGAGGCGGCGCGCGAUGCGUGCGAGGCUGAGCUGGCGGCGGCGGCGGCCGCCGCCGCCUGGCAUGCGCAGCUCACGCCGCCACUGGGCGUGGCGGGGCAGGCGGAGUACUUGCUUAGGAAGCAGCAGCUGCGGCAGCAGUGGCCGCGUGUUGCAGCUUCGCAAGGGGCAGCGGAGGCGGGCUGCAGGGCGGCUACAGCCUCGCCGCCGGCUGUGCGGCCGCAGGCGCUGGAGGCGGCGGCCGCCGCCGCCGCCGCGGCCGCCGCCGCCUCUUUCGGAAGCGUCGGUGGCGCCUUGGCCGCGCUCAAUGUCGGCGGCGGGGGCGGCAGCGUCCUGCCGCCGUCGGCGCACCUGGCGGCGACGCUGCCGCCGGGGCUGCAGACCAUGCUGCGCAGCGGCGGCGGCUCGCCCGCGAUUGCUAGCGGCGGCGGCGCCGAUGUUGACGGUUGGACGCUGCCGCCGUCUGCAACCAACUCCUUAGUCAUUGGUACCGGUGGUGGCUCCAUGUACGGCGCCAUCGGCGGCGGCGCCGCCGCCGUGAUGAGCGGCGGCGGCCCUGGCUCGCAGUUGCCUCAGCAAUGCUCGCGUUCGUACUCGCAUCAGCAACAGCAACAGCAGUACGCAUACGCUGCGUACUCACAUCCGCAUAAUCGGUUUCGUCAGGGCGCGUCGCCUGCCGCCGCCGCGCAUCAUCCCAGCCCCGGCCUCCGCCUCCAGCACCCACAGCCGCAAGCCCACCAACACAUGGCUUCGCCCCCGACGUCAGCUACAGCCGCAGCAGCAGCAGCUGCAGCCGGCGGCGGCUACUACAGCUACAGCCAGGGCUACAGCCCAGUGCGCCAUCACAGCCAGGGACACGCGCUGCCGCCGGCGGCAGUAGCCGCUGCCAAUAGCAACAACUGGAGCGGAAGCAUGGCCAGCGCGGCGGCAGCGGCAAGCGGCGGCGGCCCCGGCAGCUUCGGCUGCCUCGCCACCGCUGAGUCACCCUAUUUCCGCCCGCAGCCCCAACACCACCACCACCACCACCCGUUCAGCCAGCAUCGGCCACAGCCGCAACACCCACAGCAACCGCCGCCUUACCGGGAACGUCUCUCGCCCCAGCCGCCGCCGUCUCCUCGACACUACCAGCAGCACGGCAGCCCUGGAGCGCUCGUGCCCGCAGCGAUCGGAGGCGUGGGUGUAGAAGAGGCCGUGCCGUUGGCAGCGGGGCCUGCUGCAAGCGGGAGCCCAAGCCGCGGGGCCGGCGGCGGCUAUGAAUUGCCCGCCGGUCGGAUGGCCGCCGCCGCCGCCGCCGCGGCAGCGGCGGCGCCGACGUACCUUCGUCGUUCGCCACUCAGUCGUAGUCCCUCCGCCGCGGGCACGCCGGAUCCCGCCUUCGGCCCUGGCGGCGGUGGCGGCGGCCCUGGCGGCGGCGGCGCUGCCGCUGGCGGCUCGGCUGCGGGUCUGGGUCUGCGGCACUCGUACUCUGGCCGGACGUACCCCCUGGCCCCGCACCCCUCCGCCGCCACCGCCACAUCGGGGACCUCAACGACAACCAGCCUCCUGACCUCGGCCACCGCGGGUGCCCAGGGCUCACUUCAGGGGCCGCUGCAGGGGGCGCUGCUGAGCGACGGAGACAGCGGGUAUGCCUUGCCCGCUCCGCCGACACUGGCACAGGUGCAGGGGCAACCGGCGCAGCAGCAGCCGGGGCAGGGGCAGCAGCCGGGGCAGGGGCAGCAGCCUGGGCAGGGGCAGCAGCGGGGGCAGGGGCAGCAGCAGCGCCUGCGGCCGAGCGGCUCCGGUGUCGCGAAAGCCCUGUUCGGCCGCACUUCCCAGUCCGCACUGGCUCAGUGGCCGGUUGGCGGCAGCGCCAGCGGCACUGCGGUCGAGCCCUCGCCUGCUGAGGGCGCGCGGUGCCCCGCGCCGCCGCCGCCGCCGCUGGCGACGUCUCCGUUGGGUCGGGCGCCGGCAGCGCCGCCGCCGCCGCAGCGUUUCGGCUCCCGGCCUUCGCUUGGCACUGCGUUCGGCUCGGCGACUGUCAUGGAGGCUGUGCUUGCAGACGCGGGAGAUGCGGGAGGAGAUUCCUCCUAUGGUGACGGUGGCGCCGCCGCCGCCGAGGUGGCGGCUGCGUCUGCUGCUACAGCCGGCCCGAGCGGAGGCGGCGGAGGCAGUAGCCGCUACGGCGGAGGCGGCGGAGGCUACAGCCAUGGUGUUGUUGGGAAUGAUCCUAGGGGCUACGGCCUCAGUGGCGCGAUUGCGGACCGCUCGGCUCCCACCUCCCGCUCGGCGCUUGGCUCCGAAAUGUAUUCAUUGGCUGCAGCAGGAGCCGCAGCCGCAGCAGCGGCGGCGGCGGCGGCUGUAGCUGGCGCGACACCGGGCGGCCCGCGGUCGCCCCUUCCUUCCCCGCCGGUUGCGCCCGGGCAGGGCAACGGCCGGUCGCUGCCGCUCGGGCCCUCGCCCGGUAGCGGCGGCGGCGGCGGCGGUGGCAGCGGCGGCGGCGGCGGCACACCCGGAGACUACACACGCACAGAGCCCUAUUCGCACAGUGGCGGCGGUGCUGCUGGCGGCGGCGGCGGUGUCCCAGCCAACUACGCUCGCUACAGCCCUGGCGGCGCGUUCGCCCUAGCCGCUAGCGGUUUGCCGGCGGUUGCAGAGUCAUUAGUUGGAUCACCCGCCACGACGGAGGCCGGCGGCCCGCCCUCUGUCGGCAGCCGCGCGCCAACCGCCUACAGCAUAACCUCCGCCGGUGGCGUGGUUUCGCUCGGCGGCGGUUACGGUUACGGUUAUACGGCGGUUGCGUCGGCGGCCAACUCGCCCAUGCCACGUGGGCUUCCGCCCACUGCAGCGGGGGGCCUGGGAAGCGCGGGGCUGACGGCGCUGUCAGCCAGCCGCCGCCGGGAGGGGGGUAGCGCCCAUCGCAGCGGUUACGGCAGUGGCGGCGGCGGCGAGGCCGGCGGCGGCUACACCUCGGGUGGCGGCGGAGGAGGCCGGAGGAGCGGCUAUAUGUCGGGCGGGGGCGAGGACGGCGCGCGGAGACCGGCCAGCGGCGGAAGCGGUGGCGGCGGCGGCGGCGGCAGCGGUGGCGGCGGCGGCGGCGGCGCUGCAAGGGGAGGGUUGGCGGCGGUGCGCACACGCACCCGGCGGCGGAGCUCGGGUGCUGGCUACGAGUCUGCGGGCACGGGCAGCAGUUCUCGCACGCCCCCGGCGGCGCGCUACGCCUCAGUGUCGGCCACCUCCCCCACCGCCGCCGCCUACGGCUUCGGCCAGGUGGCACCCGGUCACGGCGCCGCCGGUACCUUGGCUUACCGCCUCAGCGGCGGCCGCGCUUCGGGACCCGGCGGCGGCGCCGCCGCCGCCGCCGCUGGAUUUGGCGGCAUGGUGCUUGUGGGUGGUCAGCUGUAUGCGCUGGGCGGCGGCGCCGGAGUCGGCGGCGGCGGCGGCAUUGGCAUUGGCAUAAACCUGCAGGCGGCGGCGGAUGCAGUCCUCACGGCGUCGCGUGCGCGCCGCAGCAGCACUGGCGGUGGCGCCGGCGCCGGCGGCUCCCCCGGACCAAACAGCUACAGCCUCGGCAGCUUCGCCGGGGGUGCUACUGCCGGUGCCGCUGGUGCUGCUGGGGGCGGUGUGCUGGGUACGCCGCCGCGCCCGAGCGGCGGCAGCGCUCAGGGGCCGACGCUGGCGGAGGCUGCGGCGGCGGCUGCGACGUAUGCGUCUCUGGGCAUCGGACAGCCGCCCCUACUCAUGGCGGUGCCGCGGUCACCCGGCCUUUCGCCUCCCCCGCACGACCUCAUUCGCCGCGCCUCUGGCGGCGGCGGCGGUGGUGUCGGCGGCGGCAGCAGCGCUAGCCCAUUUAGAUCUCCGUACUUUCCCCUCGGCGGCGGCCCUGCUGACGUGGCGUCGCCCGCCCGCCUGCCCUCGCCUGGGUUUGCAUCGCCGGCACUCGCGCAGCCGCCGCUGCCGCCGCUGCUGCCGCCGCGCCAGAGCUCGGCCGGAAGCGGCUCUGGCCCUGGUAGCGGCUUAGGUCACCCGCUUGUGGUGCUGCCAUCCCAUUCCAUGCCCCAUUACGCAAGCGGCUCCAUGGCCGUGCAAGCAGCACCGUACUCAAAGCCGCAGCAGCAAACGCAACCGCAGCAACAGCAAUUCCAGCCGCAGCAACACCGACCACAGCCGCAGCCACCCUCCCCCCUCAGCAAGUCUCCAAGUGCCGGCGCCGUGGCCUUUGCGGCGCACGCCCCGGCUGCUACUGCCGCUGCUGCUACUGCCGCUGCUGCCAGCACCGCGUCUGCCGGCAGUAGCAUGAGCAGCGGCAUGAGCGGUGCUGCUACAGCCCAGGCGAGCGGGGCCGGCGCUGCUACUUCUGUCAAGCCGGGCAGCCGGGGCGGCGGAGGUGGUGGUGGUGGAGGUGGUGGAGGAGGCGGGGGCGCUGCUACUGCCGCUGCCGCCCUGGCACGUCCGGCCUGGGGCCAACGCGUGCCGCCGACCAAACAGCCCUCCCAGCGGCAGGCGCAGCAGGCGCAGCACGCGUUGCAGCAGGUGUCGCAGCAGGCGCAGCAGCAGCAGCAGCAGCAGCCGCAUCAGCCGCAGCAGCAGUUCUACCAGCCAACGCUGUGGGACCGGCGGCGCGCCGGCAGCGUGGCGGCCUCAGACAGUGGCGACAGCUCCGUCAGCAGCAGCCCCGCCCCGGCACCACCGCAAUCAGUUCACUUCGCCGCUCCCGCGCUGCGCAUUCGGACCCGCAGCGGCGGCGACGAUGUGGUGGGAGCUCCGGCUGCCGUGGCUACUGCUACUGCCGCUGCUAUUGCUACUGCCGUGGGCGUCUCCGAUUCGGCGGCGGCGGCCGUAGCAGGGCGGCCCGGCCUGUCCGUGCCAGCGCCGCCAGUGGUGUCCCUGCCACCCGACGUCAUAAUGCCGCGAGGUGACGGCUACAGCCUCGCCAGCGCUGCAGCCGCUGGCGGUGGCGGCGGCCGCGGCGGCCGCGGCGGCGACCCUCUGUCGCCGCCAGCCGCCGGCGCCUCGUCCUGGGCCUCGCCGUCGGGUGGUGGCGGCGGCGGCGGCGCGGCGGAGACGCCGACGGGCGCGUCUGCCAGCGUCACGCCUAGGGCGGGAGCGUUGGGUGUGGGCCCGCACGCCCGCUCCUCCAAUGCACUGCCGGCGACGCCGACAAGUAGCGGCAAGCCGCCGCUGCCGCCCAAGGCGUUUGGCGGCAGCCCGCGGCUGCGGCAGGCGGCGCCGGGAGAGGAUGGGGGCACGGCCGCUGGCGGCGGCGGCGGUGGCGGCGGCUCCUGGGGAGGCGGCGCGGUGUAGGGUGGGUGUAGGCAUGUUGAGGGCUGGCCAAGCUUGGUAGAUGGCACAGUUGUGCGUUUGUGUGUUGUAGGACCGCUGAACACAGUUGAGGAGUGAGCUGCGCAUUUGGUGGUUGGCAGGUUUGUUUCUGUGCGAGCGUGCGGUAUGCAAUUCCUAGUGCGCGCGAGAGGCGGAGCUGGCGGGCUAGAGUGAUACCCUGUGCACGGGAAGGCGAGCGAGGCUGCUUGAUACGGACUUGUGUAGUGACGGUGGAAGCGCCAGUGAACGUGGUGUGUCGACCCAAAGGCUCAGGAGUGCGGCUCGAAGUUCUACAUACAACUGCAUGUGCACCCACAAUACGCCGUGCCUGGCUGGAAGGACAUCGUGGAAUGGCGCACGGCAUGUUGCCACGCAUGAAGAUCGCUUUGCAACCCAGGCUUGUUAUUGUGGCAUUGGCGCUCUGAUGCAUCUGUGAUUCCAGGCAUUCACAUGGCGCCUCCAGUGCUGUUGGGCAGCAGGAGAAAGCACGGUAUGGCAGGCUUGAAUAGGAAUUGAAGGGAUGUCGGUCCAUUCGGUUUUUGAGCUCAGUGACUCGAGCUACUUUACCACCGGUUUUACGGUGAUAUCUCGUGAUCUGGGAGGAAGACAAAGUAAGGUGGUCCCUGGGUGGGGCCUUGCAAAUUUUGUCUGCAGGACAGGAUGCUGGGGCCAAGGCUUGGGCGUACGGUGGAAAAGGGUCCAGGACCUAAGGACAGGGUCAGGGUGUCCCUGACAGGGUGUCCCGAAACCCCAGCAUUCCUUGUAUCAGCCAAGUGAAAUAGGCAAGGCGUGGGGGCGCGGCUCGUUGCUGUAUCGAAAGCUGCUGGAUGGCUUGGAAGAUGGCUGCGCAAUGCCCCCUCGCCAUUCAGGGACGACUACAGCUUGGUGCAUAAUUUCACUCG
Molecule: messenger RNA, 11385 nt
Organism: Chlamydomonas reinhardtii
Lineage: Eukaryota; Viridiplantae; Chlorophyta; Chlorophyceae; Chlamydomonadales; Chlamydomonadaceae
Exons: 12
Coding region: 38-10465 (3475 amino acids)
Source: RefSeq, a predicted model, not a curated record